Diaporthe citri is the source of this 2916-nucleotide messenger RNA. RefSeq lists its product as uncharacterized. The transcript is spliced from 4 exons. NCBI's taxonomy places the organism in Eukaryota, Fungi, Ascomycota, Sordariomycetes, Diaporthales, Diaporthaceae. The record is from RefSeq and is a predicted model, not a curated record. Bases 1 to 2916 code for a protein of 971 amino acids.
AUGGACGCUUUCCUAAUCGACGCGCCCGAGCCGAACCACGCUUGCGCCUCGAUUGAAGAUCUGACCCUGCAACUUGCACACCUCCGCGACACAAAGGCAACAGACACAAAGGCGGAGCACAUCUCAGAAACCUUCGAGUUCAGGUCAACGGUUGUCUUUAACGUGCCCGACAACGAGAGCGAUGCCGACCCCGGUCCGAAUCCGGACCAGGCUGUGGGAGGGGCCCCAGGAGCUGUUCCGACCGCGCCUAUGAAUGGCAACGCUUCUACGACGACACGCGAGAUCCGUGCUAUCGACACGUUGCUGAACCAGCCGACUGAUGACCCGGCGCUACAAAAGCUCGUCGCCAAGCACAUCAUCGCAUCUUUGGGCAGCGUGGACGGGAGCUCAUGGACUGUUCGCUCCGUGUCCCGGAACGCGUCAGGCUGGACGUUCACAUAUCUAUGCAAGAACUCGACUCAGGCGUGGAUGCGCCAGAACUCGAAGCACUCUGCGAAACUGCGGAUAGCUGAGUCCAGUGGGAAGGACGGCCAGGAUCCUGUCAACCUUUCGCGGCCUGCCUUUGACUGCCGUGGCUCGGUCAUAAUAGCGUUUGCGAAGAGUAGUCGUGUAAUCACUGUCAAGCUCGAACAUACACCGCUGCACAAAACGGUGGCAGAGCUCGCAGAACUCUUCAAGCCUCCACCGCCCCUCCCUAGAGCAGAGGCUAAUAGACGGAAAGAUGGCGAACGUAAGAAGAGAAAGAGCCAUGCCGACGGUGCCGAUGCCUCAGAGAACGGCCCAAAGAAGAAGAGGAAGAAGGCCACAAAAGCUGGUGAGCAGACUGCGGAUGGUGAACAGGCACCCAAACCGAGGAAACCACGGGCUCCCAGGCCCAAGAAAACUCAAAGUCCUGGUGUCCAACCCGAGGCAGACGGUCAAAACAGCGCCUUGCUGAACCUGUCGCCGCUUGAGACAGCUCGUCGACACGAAGAGGCAAGCAAGAAGCUCCGGGAGAGCGGCAUAGACCCAGAUACGCUCUCCGCUGAGCAGUUCAACAUUUUCGCCAACCAGUCCCCAGACCUUCAGAUGGAGUCUCUAGCGAUGCUUGUUAAGUACGGCGCUGAAAGGUUGAGGAUUGUACAUCCAAACAAGGACAAUACCCCCCAGUCAGGCAGUCCAGCCCCGGCGAAUGGUGAUACUCCAAACGCCUCAACGAAGAAGAAGGCAUCGCGGAAGAAAGCCCCUCGCGAAGAUGGCGCGCCUAAAUGCACGAAGGACAAGCCAGAGUGCCAGGAGUGUGUUGGAGCGGGUAUCGCAUGUUAUUACCCACCUCAACAGAGUCGCAAGUCGGCUGGGGCCAAGUCUGCGGAAGUGGCUGAGGACGGGCCCGAUCUACUUGAGGGCGCUCCGGCGCCGGAUCCUGUGCCAGACUCACAGCCUGCUCCGGAGCCUGUGCCAGACGUGGCACCAGAGGAAGAAGCCUCAGACCUGGGCUCACCGGGUUUUGAUACCUCCCAUCCUCCUGCUCCUGAGAUGAUGGCGCCACCAACCGACACAACAGCCUUCGCAGAAGCACCCCAUGAUAUGUCUCAGGAUUUAUACCAGCCAGCCUCAAGUGGCCUCUCCUACCCUCAAGGCGUGGGCGUACCCGAGGACAUUUCCAAUACCGAUUACUUUACACAGCCCGCGUCGAACGGAAGUACUUAUCCCCAACAGUCACAUCAAGCAUCUGAUGUGGCUUAUGCCGAUGCACCAUCAGCCUCCCGUCUGCAUGUGCAGGAACCAGAGCCGGUGACGGUGCAACCUAGUCAAACUCCACCGCAGCCCACACACCAGACGUUGUCGCACGCCGGCACCCGCCGCAGCUUGCCAUCUGGCUCUGGUCAGCAUCAGACCGACUACAGCUCUACAAAUGCGACUCCAGCAGCCUCUUCAUGGCAGCCGACCAAUAUACCGGCAAACCCGCCCCAGGCGUAUUCGGAGUCUCCGGCGAUUAGUCAAAGUGCUCCCUCGAGGCAAAAUAGAAGCAGGCAGUCGGUGGCACCAUCUGCCUAUGACACCGCCUCGCACGAUGCUCUCCAGGCAGCGACGACGUUGACUCACGCAGCCCUUCAGCAAAGAUCCCACACGUCGCCAACAACAAGAACAGCGUCGCCGUUUGCGAACCCGACUCAAGCAGCACAGGUUGCCAGGGCAAAAUCGAGGCAGAGUCAGCGGUCACAAAGCCGCCAGACAGCGUCGCCGUUCCAGCAGUCCAAUGCGUCACAGCCCACCGCAGUAGGUGCUACUGCCUCUCUUUACAACGCUCCUUCCGUGACAGACUCGGGCAACGUACCCAGUUACGACCAAUACUCCCGCUACAAUGCGCCCAGCCAGACAACCGCGACAAGUUCCAGGGUGGCGUACGAGCCAUACUCGCAACAGGCUGCAUCUAGUAGCUCGGCCACAUCCUACUCAGGCUAUGGUGCCUAUAAUUCUCGAUCACAGGCUUCGAACGCGUCCUCACUCGCACAUCCCGUCACACAAAGUGCAUCGUCUUCCAGCUCAAACAAGGCUCCAGCCUCGUCGACUCCUGCCUACAGCGUACCGGCAUCCUCGGCUCAGCAGUCCACGACCAUGCAGUCGUUCAAUGUACGACCGCAGUCAACAGCUCCUACGCAGUCGAGGGCAGGUGGCAACACAUCUGCCACCUACUCUCAACAGCCCCAGCAGCAAACCCAAACCUACAACUCCUAUCCUGCCCAACCCCAUCCAACCACCAAUCCGCAGCAGCAGGAGUGGUACGGGUUCGGGACUACGAACAAUGCGACGUCCAAUUACGGGUCGGGGUCGUAUGGUCAACAUAGGUCUAUGAACCUUGCUGGCAGCACCUACACGAGCAUGAAUGACCAGGAGGCUCUGUAUGAGAUGUUGCGGAAUAAUCCACGUCACUAG